This is a messenger RNA of Chlorocebus sabaeus (green monkey), 2132 nucleotides long. RefSeq names its product Bardet-Biedl syndrome 5 (gene BBS5). Lineage: Eukaryota; Metazoa; Chordata; Mammalia; Primates; Cercopithecidae. The record is from RefSeq and is a predicted model, not a curated record. Gene Ontology annotation, molecular function: phosphatidylinositol-3-phosphate binding. Gene Ontology annotation, cellular component: ciliary basal body; BBSome. Gene Ontology annotation, biological process: intracellular transport; cilium assembly.
UUUCAUGGAAGGAGCGUAGGUCAGGAGCUCAGGAAACUAGGGUUCUAAAACUAGAUGUGUAAUAUCGACACACAGUGUGGGCCCUUGGACAGAGGUCUUCAUCAUUCAAGCUAGAGUCCUCAUGUCUGUAAAAUAAGGGAGGUGGGAGUAGGCUGUCUUCAAAAAUUCCUAACCACGCAAACUUUAUGUCCUUGGUAAGCUUUCACUAGUUAUUCACAUAAAUCACCAACAAGAAGGAGCCUUCUUCUGCAGCCUGUUCUUGGAAAUUAUCAUACUUUAAAUAGAAGCCCUGUUUUUGGAAAGUAUCGUAAAGAGAAAGUGGAUAAAAACCUCCUGCCCCAAAAUCCAAGGCAGGAAAUGCUGGUUGGCAUUUCUAAUACUAAGUGUUGAGAAACGCUAAAGCUAAGAUUCCUGGAUUAAUUACAUGGAGCUUCUUAGCUACUUCUUAUAGCUCCUUAUCAUGGACCUCCCCUCCUUAGAUGGAAUCGUUCCUUAUCAUGGACCUUACCUCCUAAGAUGGAAAAAUGAAAUAUUGAUACAUUUCCUAGAUUAAGUAGAGGCUAGAUAUCUAAUGCUAACAUGUUAGGCCUUUUAAGAAGAAGAAAGAGAAAGGAAUUCGUAAAAUUGCGGACUAUAGUAACAUAUUGCGCACAUUCUAUGAUAUUUUUUGUCUUUCUUAUAGGGUUCUUAAUCCAAAAAAAGUCCGUUUCGUUAACAUUAGUAAACAUUUAUCAGUGCUUACUAUGUGCUAGUUACUGUGCCGAUAGCUAGAGACAGAAAAUAAUGGGAAAUGAUACUCAUAUCCCCCCAUUCUCAUGCAGAAGAUACAUAUAGACAACUACUAUAAUAAAUGUGGCAAAUGAAAACAAGACCUGGAGAAGUCCUUAUUGAUUGUUUAGAUUCAAUUGAAGACACCAAAGGAAAUAAUGGAGAUAGAGGUAGACUCUUGGUAACAAAUUUAAGAAUUCUCUGGCACUCUUUGGCAUUAUCAAGAGUCAAUGUUUCUGUCGGUUACAAUUGCAUAUUGAAUAUUACAACACGGACUGCUAACUCUAAAUUACGAGGCCAAACUGAAGCUCUUUAUAUACUAACAAAAUGUAACAGUACUCGUUUUGAAUUUAUAUUUACAAAUUUGGUUCCUGGAAGCCCUAGACUUUUUACUUCUGUGAUGGCAGUACACAGAGCGUAUGAAACUUCUAAAAUGUAUCGUGAUUUUAAAUUAAGAAGUGCACUAAUUCAGAAUAAGCAACUAAGACUGUUACCACAAGAACAUGUAUAUGAUAAAAUAAAUGGAGUAUGGAAUUUAUCCAGUGAUCAGGGCAAUUUAGGAACCUUUUUUAUUACCAAUGUGAGAAUUGUAUGGCAUGCAAAUAUGAAUGACAGUUUUAAUGUCAGUAUACCAUAUCUGCAAAUUCGUUCAAUAAAGAUUAGAGAUUCAAAAUUUGGUUUAGCUCUUGUCAUAGAAAGCUCUCAGCAGAGUGGUGGAUAUGUUCUUGGCUUUAAAAUAGAUCCUGUGGAAAAACUACAAGAAUCAGUUAAGGAAAUCAAUUCACUUCACAAAGUCUAUUCUGCCAGUCCCAUAUUUGGAGUUGAUUAUGAGAUGGAAGAAAAGCCCCAGCCACUUGAAGCUCUGACAGUCGAACAAAUUCAAGAUGAUGUAGAAAUAGACUCUGAUGAUCACACGGAUGCUUUUGUGGCUUAUUUUGCUGAUGGCAAUAAGCAACAAGAUCGUGAACCAGUAUUUUCAGAAGAACUGGGGCUUGCAAUAGAGAAAUUGAAGGAUGGAUUCACCCUACAGGGACUUUGGGAAGUAAUGAGUUGAUUGAUCUUGAGUUGAGAUGGAUUUCUAUUAAAGAUGUCUCUAGUUUAAAGAUACUAGUCACCUGCCAUAAGUCAUGGAAUAGUUUUUAUACUUACAGCUUUUAUAUUUAAAACUUGUAAGAGUUUUUUUAAUGAUUGAGGAAAAAGUCAUUUAGAAAACUUCAGUUUUCUAAAAAUUGUAUUUAAAAUUGUCAUCAAAAUGUACCUAGUUUAUAAAUGUUUAUUUUGUACUUAAUACCUGUAAAGUCUUAGUUUUCAGAUAUUAAGUGACUGUAUCAUGUUCGGUUUAAUAAAGAAUUUAUGCAGUACCA